AUGGAGAUACAAGAAGAUGAAACGAUCAUGGAAAUCAACACAAAAUCGGUCAUCUCCGUCGAUUCGAUUUUAAAAUCAGAUGCUCUGCGAAACUUCAUGGGUGGUUUGAAAAUGGAUCUAAAUCCUUAUGAUCUUUUGGCAAUCUAUCUUACUCUGUCAAAAAUAACAGGGGAAAACGCCGCGUAUAUUUCCUCCCUUCAAGUAACCUUUGACUCCCCGUUAACCUGGCCAGCGUCGGACGUUUUAGAGCUGCCACUCGAAAUAAAAUUUUUCGUCAUGUCGACCCUCAGUCACGUCAAGAAAGUUUUCUCUGCGCUGAAUGAGCAACUGCCAGAGCUGAUCGAGUUCAAAUUAUUCAAAUGGUGCUACCUAAACGUCAUCACGCGGAAUUUUAAUGGAGGUGUUUUGGCAUCAACAACGCCGGCAUGGCUUGAAAUAAACUCCCGAAACCAGAAUGCCACGCUCAUCCCCGGUCUAGACAUGUGCAACCACUGGAAUCCAGCUAAUUGUCAGUACAGACUCAAAGAUGAUAGAUUCCUUCUGACAGCUAAAGACAAGAUUGACCCAAAUAGCGAAAUAUUCAUCUCUUACGGCAACAACAAGGGCGAUCAAGAAUUACUGUCGACAUAUGGGCAGGGUUAG
This is a messenger RNA of Oikopleura dioica, 642 nucleotides long. NCBI's taxonomy places the organism in Eukaryota, Metazoa, Chordata, Appendicularia, Copelata, Oikopleuridae. The record is from the annotation of a GenBank genome assembly.